AUGAGACCGUUGCAGAACCUUCCGAAGGCUCACUUGCACUUACACUCCUGGCAAGCAACCUUGCGCAGAGCAACGGUUGCAGAGUGGCUGCUGGAAUGCGACGAGGAGCGGCUACAUCAAAUGACCUCGGCAGCUCAGCAAAAGUUGGCUGACAUACGGCAGAAGCAGGAUGAGGGUGUGCAGGAAACCAGGCCAGGAGAGUUUCAGAGUGACAUUGACAAGUACGAGCGGCGUAUCAAGGCCCUCACCCCGCCGCUUUCACUCGAUCUGCUGUUGGGCCAAGCGCUGCUUGCUGAUGAUUUGGCUCCAGUGUCGCUGCGUGGGGGAUCAGGACCAGAAUCAGAGAUAUGGGAUCGUCAGUUUUUCCUUGAUGUCUUGAUGAAGACAGCUCCUGAAUCACGAGGAGGAACGAGUGGCUACGAGAGGCAGGCUUGUCUGCAGCUCGUCGAAGACGCCGCCUCUGAGGGAAUUUGUUGGAUUGAGACUGCCUUUAAAGCCUUCCAGUUUCUUGACGACGAACCACAGAGGAUUGAAGAGAAGUGUGCCGGUCAAUGGCGUGACGCACUCGCCAGUCGGAGAGAGGCGAUGGAAGCGUUCCCGGGCGUUGGACUCGCAUUUGUGGUGCCAUGUCCCAAAGGUAAGUUUCAAGUGGACCAAGCACGCGCCAUUCUGGACUUCUUCACUACUGAGGGUGAGAGAGGUGCACUGGCUGGCAUAGGCAAGUGGGGUCGGGAAACCCCUGGCCUCGAGGACGAGCUCGGUCCAGCUUUGUCAUUUUUCAAAGAGCAAGGUGUUCCCAUCGUGAUGCUGCAUGCAGGAGAAGGUUACGGAGCGACAGGGCAAAAGCUACCCUUCGAAGCUUACAAUGGAGCGUCACACGUUGAAGAGGCCGUAGCGGCAGGAGCGCUGCGGAUCGGUCAUGGGAUCGAGGCUGCGCGCAGCCAAGCGACCAUGGACUUGCUUCGCGAGCGGCAAGUUUGUCUGGAGGUUUGUCUCUACAGCAACUGGCUGUUGGACAUGGCACCUUGGGAAGACGGGGUGUCACAUCCUCUUCCUGUGUUGCUUGCAAGUGGCGUUCCUUGCUGUCUGGCAGCGGAUGAUCCGACUCUCAUGGGUGCUGGCAACGGACAUGGCCUUGUGCGCGAAUACGAGGGCGCACGCAAGGUGCUGAAACUCACGGACCAGCAGCUAGCUGACUUGGCUCGUUGCUCCAUACAAUUUUCAUGCAUGCCCUCUGUCAGCAAAGAGAGAGCACUGGCAGGAAUCGACAAGUGGCUGACAGAGGAGGCGCCCUGA
Symbiodinium natans is the source of this 1296-nucleotide messenger RNA. NCBI's taxonomy places the organism in Eukaryota, Dinophyceae, Suessiales, Symbiodiniaceae. The record is from the annotation of a GenBank genome assembly.